CUCACUCAGUGUAGUAGUAUUAUAGAGUACUCUGCUGCUGCCGGGGAGAGCACAGAGUCAGCAGCAGGGACAGAGAUCGGGGAGUCUGCUGCACACAAUCUGAUUCCCGAGACACCAGGGAGCCUGACUCACUCCUGCUGCUGUACAGAAGGCUCUUCUCACUCCCGACUGCUUAUUGCUGUGCAGAGGGGGAACAUGUGUAAGAAGCAGUCCCACUGCAGCUAGCCUCUGCGCAGGGAAGCAGGUAAAACAAAGACUCCGGAUCUAGGUGCCUUCCCUGGUGAUUUGGGUAGGAGUGGAAUGGAAUAACUCUACCUACACAUAACACAUACGUGUAGCACAUGGUGUACCAGGAUCUUACUGUAGGCUAGGCUUCCUGAGACUGGAACACUCAACAAUGGACAAUUUCUUUACCGAGGGAACACAAGUUUGGCUACGAGAAAAUGGGCAGCAUUAUCCAAGUUAUGUUCAGUCCUGUGCUGGAGGUGUUGUUGUAUUUAAGACACGUUAUAAUCAGGUAUUCACAUAUAAGCAAAGCACAAUUACUCGUCAGAAGGUAACCACUAUGCAUCCAACUAGCACAAAUGGCGUGGAAGACAUGGCAUUACUGGGAGAUCUUCAUGAAGGAUCAAUAAUGUACAAUGUUUACCAGCGAUACCAGGAGAACAAAAUAUAUACAUACAUUGGCUCCAUCCUUGCUUCUGUCAACCCAUACAAGCUGAUUCCUGGUCUGUAUGACCAUAACACAGUGGAGCUGUACAGCAGGCACCACAUGGGGGAAAUACCUCCGCACAUCUUUGCUGUGGCCAAUGAGUGUUACCGCUGCCUAUGGAAGCGCCAUGACAGCCAAUGUGUUCUCAUCAGUGGUGAAAGUGGGGCAGGAAAGACAGAAAGCACAAAACUAAUUUUAAAGUACCUUUCUGCAAUGAGCCAACAUUCCCUAGAAGUUUCCUCAAAAGAAAAAACAGCCAGCGUAGAACAAGCAAUAUUGGAAAGCAGUCCAAUCAUGGAAGCCUUUGGGAAUGCGAAGACUGUGUACAAUAAUAACUCGAGUCGCUUUGGGAAGUUCAUUCAACUGAAUAUAUGUCAAAAAGGGCACAUUCAGGGAGGACGGAUUGUAGAUUAUUUAUUAGAAAAGAAUCGUGUAGUACGACAGAAUCCUCAGGAGAGAAACUACCACAUAUUCUAUGCACUGCUGGAGGGCGCAGCUAAGGAGGAGAGAGAUGCCUUUUAUUUAUUGCAUCCUGAGAAAUACCACUACUUGAAUCAGUCUGGAUGUAUCACAGAUGAAACUAUAAGUGACAAGGAGACAUUUCAAGAAGUAAAAACUGCCAUGGAAGUCAUGCAGUUUACUUCUGAGGAUCUACGUGAAAUUCUUAGAUUGCUCGCUGGAAUUUUGCAGCUGGGAAACAUAAAUUUUAUAACUGCUGGUGGGGCACAAAUUUCUUCAAAGACAGCACUAGGGAGGACUGCCGAGUUGCUGGGGCUGGACUCAGAGCAACUGACAGAAGCACUGACUCACAGAUCUAUGAUCCUAAGGGGAGAAGAGAUCUCUACCCCACUCAGUAUAGAGCAGGCUAUAGAUAGUAGAGAUUCGGUAGCCAUGGCUCUCUACUCACAAUGCUUUACAUGGGUAAUCAAGAAGAUUAAUAGCCGGAUAAAAGGAAAAGAUGAUUUCAAAUCUAUUGGCAUUUUGGAUAUUUUUGGAUUCGAAAACUUUGAGGUUAAUCGCUUUGAACAGUUCAGUAUAAACUAUGCAAAUGAAAAGCUGCAGCAGUAUUUCAAUAAGCACAUUUUUUCCUUGGAGCAGCUAGAAUACAGCAGGGAAGGACUUGUGUGGGCAAACAUUGAUUGGAAAGAUAAUGGAGAAUGUCUGGACUUGAUAGAAAAGAAACUUGGCUUGUUAGCGCUGAUCAACGAGGAAAGCUACUUUCCGCGCGCUACUGACAGCACCUUAUUGGAGAAGUUACAUAACCAGCAUGCGAACAACUCCUUUUAUGUCAAGCCAAGAGUUGCUGUCCAUAAUUUUGGUGUAAAACACUAUGCUGGAGAGGUCCUUUACGAUGUCAGAGGUAGCCUGGAGAAGAACAGAGACACUUUCAGAGAUGACCUUCUCAAUCUGUUGCGUGAAAGCAGGCUAGAUUUCAUAUAUGAUCUGUUUGAACAUGUGUCAAGUCGAAAUAAUCAAGACACACUGAAGACUGGAAGCAAGCAUCGAAAACCCUCUGUUAGCUUGCAGUUCAAGGAUUCUCUGCAUUCCUUAAUGGCAACACUGAGCACAUCAAAUCCAUUCUUUGUCCGCUGCAUUAAGCCUAAUAUAUACAAGAUGCCAGACCAGUUUGAUCAGACGCUGGUACUCAACCAGUUAAGGUACUCGGGGAUGCUAGAGACAGUCAGGAUCCGCAGAGCUGGUUUUCCUGUCAGAAGACCGUUUCUGGAUUUUUUUUUUAGGUAUAAAGUUCUAAUGAGAAAUCUGACUCUUCCUGAAGAUGUGAAAGGCAAAUGUGAGACUUUACUUCAUCUCCAUGAUACAACGGACACUGAAUGGCAGCUUGGAAAAACCAAGGUUUUCCUGCGAGAGUCCCUGGAACACAAAUUGGAGAAGCAACGUGAGGUGGAAGUCUACAAUGCAGCCUUGAUAAUACAGUCACACAUAAUGGGAUUUGUGGCAAGAAAGCAGUACAGAAAGGUUCUCCACUGCGUUGUUGUGAUACAAAAGAACUAUCGCGCUUUCCUGUGGAGGACAAAGUUUUUACGUCUUAAAAAAGCAGCAGUGACCUUCCAGAGGCAGUUGCGUGGGCAGUUAGCCCGUCGUAUAUACAAGCAACUCCAGGAGCAGAAGCGGAAAGAAGAGGCAGAGAGGAGAAAAAGAGAGGAAGAAGAAAGACGACGGAAAGAAGAGGAAGACAGGCUGAGAAAAGAGGAGGAAAGGAAAAAGAAGGAAGAAGAAGAAAGACUAAUUAAAGAGGCAGAAGAAAGGAAAAGGCAAAGAAUAGAGGCCGAAUUACUAGCCAAGCAGGCUGAAGAGGCAAGAAAACAGCAGGAACUUGCUGCCAUGUUGGAAGCCCAAAAGGUAGCUGGAGAGAAGCGUGAACUAGAGAAACAGAAGGAAAACAAGCAGGUGGAAGAAAUCCUCAGAUUAGAGAAAGAAAUUGACGAUUUACAGCGCAUAAAGGAAAAACAAGAACUGUCCUUAACAGAUGCAUCAUUACUGCGGCUGCAGCAGCUCCGCGAUGAUGAGUUGAAACGUCUGGAAGAAGAAGCCUGCAGAGCAGCCCAGGAGUUUCUCGAGUCCUUAAACUUUGACGAGAUUGAUGAAUGUGUUAAGAAUAUUGAGAUGUCCCUCUCUGUAAGUGAUGUAUUUUCAGAUGAACCCAAUGGCAUUCCUGGAUGUGAAAAACCAACCUUUAAUUUUAGCCAACCUUAUCCUGAAGAAGAAGUCGAUGAGGGCUUUGAGGCAGAUGAUGAUGCAUUUAAAGACUCGCCUAAUCCAAGUGAGCACGGUCACUCAGACCAAAGAACAAGUGGUAUUAGGACCAGUGAUGAUUCUUCAGAAGAAGAUCCUUAUAUGAAUUAUACACUUGGGCCAGCAGCUGAAGUUAUGCCAAACAAUGUAUUACUGCCUCCUGGACCAGACUCAGUAACCUUAAAAAAAACACCAGGUGGAGAGUCUACAUACUGUGUGCCAGAAAAUCUGCCUGAUGGCCCACAGGGUCUAGAAAACCUCAUCAUACCAGAUGGAGAUUAUGAUUACGAUCAUGAUGAUUAUCAAGAUGGAGCAAUAACCUCUGGGAGUAGCGUGACAUUCUCUAACUCGCACAGCAGCCAGUGGUCUCCUGACUAUCACUGCUCCAUAGGAACAUACAAUAGUUCAUCCGCAUACAGAUUUAGUUCUGAAGGAGCGCAAUCUUCAUUUGAGGACAGCGAAGAAGACUUUGAUUCAAGGUUUGACACAGACGAUGAGCUUUCCUAUAGAAGGGAUUCUGUAUACAGUUGUGUGACACUGCCAUAUUUCCACAGUUUUUUGCAUAUGAAAGGUGGGAUGAUGAACACAUGGAAGAGACGUUGGUGUGUCUUGAAAGAUGAGACGUUCCUGUGGUUCAGGUCCAAACAAGAGGCUUUGAAGCAAGGUUGGCUUCAUAAAAAAGGUGGCGGAUCAUCUACUCUCUCCAGAAGGAACUGGAAGAAACGUUGGUUUGUUCUCCGUCAGUUCAGGCUUAUGUACUUUGAAAAUGACAGUGAGGAAAAACUGAAAGGGACCAUAGAACUCAGAGAUGCUAAAGAAAUCAUCGAUAACACAGGCAAAGAAAAUGGCAUUGACAUAAUUAUGGAUAAUCGAACAUACCACUUAAUUGCUGAGUCCCCAGAAGAUGCGAGCCAGUGGUACAGUGUGAUGAGCCAGGUCCAGUCAUCCACAGAGCAGGAAAUUCGGGAGAUGCACGAUGAGCAAGCAAAUCCACAAAAUGCUGUGGGCACCUUGGAUGUUGGAUUGAUUGAUUCUGUCUGUGCUUCUGACAACCCUGAUAGACCAAAUUCAUUUGUAAUCAUCACUGCAAAUCGUGUCCUUCACUGUAACUCAGACACACCUGAGGAAAUGCAUCACUGGAUAACAUUACUGCAGAGAUCCAAGGGUGACACUCGGGUGGAGGGACAGGAAUUCAUUGUCAGAGGCUGGUUACACAAGGAAGUGAAAAAUAGCCCUAAGAUGUCGUCACUGAAGCUGAAGAAGCGCUGGUUUGUGCUUACUCACAACUCACUGGACUAUUACAAGAACUCGGAGAAAAAUGCCAUGAAAUUAGGCACCUUGGUUCUUAACAGCCUAUGUUCUGUGGUGCAGCCUGAGGAGAAAAUCUUUAAGGAAACUGGAUACUGGAAUGUGAUCGUGUAUGGACGCAAGCACUGCUACCGUCUUUAUACUAAACUGUUAAAUGAAGCUACAAGGUGGUCCAGCGCUAUUCAGAAUGUCAUAGACACUAAAGCACCUAUAGACACCCCAACACAGCAGCUAAUACAGGACAUAAAGGAGAACUGUCUGAAUGCUGAAGUUGUGGAGCAGAUUUACAAAAGAAAUCCAAUUCUGCGUUAUACUCAUCACCCUUUACACUCCUCUUUACUACCACUUCCCUACGGAGACAUCAACCUAAACUUGCUAAAAGAUAAAGGCUAUACCACACUCCAGGAUGAAGCUAUCAAGAUUUUUAAUUCUUUGCAACAGCUUGAGUCUCUUUCUGAUCCCAUCCCAAUAAUCCAGGGCGUUCUUCAGACCGGCCAUGAUUUACGGCCGCUAAGAGAUGAACUCUACUGCCAGCUUAUCAAACAGACCAAUACUGCACUGAACCCAGGCAACACAGGGAACACGUAUCAUUGGCAGAUACUCACUUGCCUGAGUUGCACCUUCCCACCUAGUCGCAGCAUACUCAAGUAUCUUAAAUUUCAUCUGAAGAGAAUACGGGAACACUUUCAAGGCUCAGAAAUGGAGAAGUAUGCUGUAUUUAUCUACGAAUCACUGAAGAAAGCCAAAUGUAGGGAGUUUGUUCCAUCUCGAGAAGAAAUUGAAGCCUUAAUUAACAGGCAGGAAAUAACCACCACUGUAUACUGCCACGGCGGGGGAGCUUGCAAGAUCACAAUCAAUUCUCACACCACAGCUGGCGAGGUUGUAGAGAAAUUGAUCCGGGGCCUUGCUAUGGAAGACAGCAGAAAUAUGUUUGCCCUGUUUGAAUACAAUGGACUCACAGAGAAAGCCAUUGAAAGCAGAGCUAUUGUGGCAGAUGUAUUAGCUAAAUUUGAAAAAUUGGCAGUGGACGCUGAAGUAGGAGACAGACCAUGGAAGUUCUACUUUAAACUUUAUUGCUUCUUGGAUACAGAACAUGUGCCAAAAGACAGUGUUGAAUAUGUAUUCAUGUUUGAGCAGGCACACCAAGCAGUUAUUCGGGGCCACUACCCUGCACCUGAAGAAACUCUGCAGGUCCUAGCGGCUUUAAGGCUACAGUAUUCACAUGGAGACUACAGCCUUCACACUGCCGUGCCAGAGCUGGACGACUUUUACCCCAUGCAGAAACUGAAGUCUCGCAUUGCUCAGAAUGCCAAAGUGGCCACGCCAUUAGAGCGGUCUGAAAGGAAGAGGUCUAGUUUCUUAGAAGGAACCUUACGGAGAAGCUUUCGAAGUGGCUCUGUGAGUAAACAGAAGGUAGAAGAGGAACAAAUGCUGGACAUGUGGGUGAAAGAAGAGGUCAUGUCAGCCAGAACCAAUGUCAUUGACAAGUGGAAGAAGUUACAGGGUCUGCUUCCGGACCAGUGCAUGACCAAAUACAUGGCUCUGAUAAAAGAAUGGCCUGGCUAUGGAUCAACACUAUUUGAUGUUGAGUGCAAAGAAGGUGGAUUUCCACAAGAGCUGUGGCUGGGUGUGAGCGUUGAGGCCGUGUCUGUCUAUAAAAGGGGAGAUGGCAGACCUUUGGAGGUGUUUCACUAUGAGCAUAUCCUUUCUUUUGGUGCUCCACUUGCCAAUACUUACAAAAUAGUUGUCGAUGAGCGGGAACUUCUCUUUGAAACCAGUGCGGUGGUGGAUAUUGCGAAGCUGAUGAAGGCAUACAUUAGCAUGAUAGUAAAGAAGAGGUACAGCAGCACGCGAUCGGAAAGCAGUCAUGGGAGCCAGGGAAGUUCUAGGUGAAAAUCGUGCCUCUCACAUAUUGCCUUCCACCAGUGUCAGUUAUAAGCAAAAGAUGCUUCAUUGAUAAAUACCUGGACAUUUCUCAGCUCCUGACAAGGCUGUUGUGGCAAUGUUAGGAUGAUUCAGUGCCUAAAAUAUUGAAACUGCCAGCGCGAUGCCCAAAGCUUUUUUUUUUUUUACUUCACAUUGACUAUUGCCUUAGAACAGUGGUUCUCAAACUCGGUCCUCAGGACCCCACUCAGUGCAUGUUUUGCAGGUAACCCAGCAGGUGCACAGGUGUAUUAAUUACUCACUGACACAUUUUAAAAGGUCUACAGGUGGAGCUAAUCAUUUCACUUGUGAUUCUGUGAGGAGACCUGCAAAACAUGUACUGUGUGGGGUCCUGAGGACCGAGUUUGAGAACCUGUGCCUUAGAACAGUGGUUCCCAACCUCGGUCCUCAAGUACCCCCAACAGUUCAUGUUUUCCAGGUCACCUAGUAGUUGAACAGGUGUAUUCAUUACUCACUGACAUUUUAAAAGACCCACAGGUGGAGGAAAUUAUUUCACUUGCAAUCCUGUGAGGACACCUGGAAAACAUGAACUGUUGGGGGUACUUGAGAACCAAGGUUGGGAACCACUGCCUUAGAAUAUAACCCUUUCCAUAAGUGACGUGCCUUCAACAUGAAUUCACUCACCAUGAAAAAUCUUCCCACCUGGUUCCCUUAAUGAAAAUAAAUGAUUGGAGAGCUGCUGGCAGCCUUCCCUGUGGGCCUGUUUGUGAGGCAACAUGCCUUUUACUUGUACUUUAGUAUUUUUGCUUCUUUUUGUGUGAAUAUUUGACUCAUGGAAAUUCUAUUUUUAUUCUGAGUAUGAAAAAGAAGGGAAUGAUGAUGUGCACUCAUGCAUGUAUAUUUUCAUUGUUUGGUUAUGUGUGAUUAUUAAAGUCUGUUGUAUGUUG
This is a messenger RNA of Pseudophryne corroboree (corroboree frog), 7605 nucleotides long. RefSeq names its product myosin X (gene MYO10). The record is from RefSeq and is a predicted model, not a curated record. The coding region runs from base 398 to 6667 and encodes 2089 amino acids. The transcript is spliced from 41 exons. Lineage: Eukaryota; Metazoa; Chordata; Amphibia; Anura; Myobatrachidae. Gene Ontology annotation, molecular function: actin filament binding; phosphatidylinositol-3,4,5-trisphosphate binding; ATP binding. Gene Ontology annotation, cellular component: filopodium; myosin complex; cytoskeleton. Gene Ontology annotation, biological process: cytoskeleton-dependent intracellular transport; regulation of filopodium assembly; regulation of cell shape.